AUGUUCCCCCUCUACCCCACCCCCCGCCCCACCACUCCCACCACCACGCCCACACCCGCACUCAGCAGCACAACCCUCCCCGCAACCGGCCCAGCCCUAGCGCACAUCUACAGCGCCCUCCUCCGGCCCACGCUGCUCCCCCCGCCCGCGGCCUUCACCCAGCCGCUGCUCGACAGCUUCGUGGCGAAUCACGACCCGCUGCUGGAAGACACGACGCUGUUUACCGCGGGCACUAGGCUGCGUGAGGUCAGUGUGGAGGUCGAGAGGGUCGAGAGGGAGUGGAGGAGGUUGGGGGUUACUGAGCUGGUGGAUGGCGGUGCGGGCGCGGGUGCGGGUGCAGGCGUGAGUUUGAGCGAGGUGAGGGAGGGCAGGUUGAGAUGUAGGUUGGCGAAUCAAGCUGCGGGUACGGAUCGGACGAGGAAGGAGAGGCUGAAGGAGCGGAUGGAGGCUUUUGAGAAGGAGAUGAAGAAGGAAGAGGAGGAGGCAUUAAAGGCGUUCAAAGAGGGCUUGAGGAGGGCAGUUGGCGGGUAA
This is a messenger RNA of Morchella importuna, 531 nucleotides long. RefSeq lists its product as uncharacterized. The record is from RefSeq and is a predicted model, not a curated record. The transcript is spliced from 2 exons. Lineage: Eukaryota; Fungi; Ascomycota; Pezizomycetes; Pezizales; Morchellaceae. The coding region runs from base 1 to 531 and encodes 176 amino acids.